Messenger RNA from Solea senegalensis (Senegalese sole), 3146 nucleotides. It is a transcript of the gene golm2, whose product is annotated as golgi membrane protein 2. NCBI's taxonomy places the organism in Eukaryota, Metazoa, Chordata, Actinopteri, Pleuronectiformes, Soleidae. The transcript has 10 exons. The coding region runs from base 769 to 2199 and encodes 476 amino acids. The record is from RefSeq and is a predicted model, not a curated record.
AUGUACCGUUAUUUCAAUUCGCUUAACAGCGCAGAAACCAUGUUUGGUGUGCAUCGGUUUGCAGAGAUUAUGACAAAAAGAUCCGUAUUUUGGUGACCUCCAGAUUUUUCAUACAUGUCAGGGUUUACAUCCGUCCUACGCAAGAGGAGACCGCAGUCGUUUGUGUGACAGUAGCUGCUCGUGUUCGUCGCUUGCUAAUGAGAAGUGUUUAGCCGGACAUUGUCAGGUUAGUGGCAGCUAGCAUUAACGUCUGAAAUGGUCACUGGUCUCGUUUUUACUUGUAUUUUGUGGUUAAAAUAACUCUAGGCGCCAGGAUAAGGAUUGGCGUGCUGUAGCGAGAAACUAUUAGGAGAUAAUUAGCACAAGGCUAGCGCCAGAGAGCUAGCUGUGUGGUUUGUAUUUGCAGACUCGUCGGUGCCACGGAGCUGCGCUGCUGUCCACGUCUCAUCUCUAGUGCACUUUGUUUAACGUUGCCAGCUGAGCUAGGCCACGUCCCCGCGGGCGGUUUUCAUCCACUGACAUAGGACGAACUGUCGAGAAGAUGCCUCAUGUGCGGAAGGAGGAAGGAGAGUAAAGCUCGGGAGAAAUGUGAAGCCUUGAACAUUCAUGACUCUGUCCGGGUAGUGUGUUUGUAUUUCGGAGGGUUGCCGCAUAUAAACGGCAUGUCACGUAGACGGAUGUGUUUUAUAUGUCUCUGAGCUGUGCACUGCUCGCGGUAACGACACGGAGUAACGCUAUAGUUUUUUAUUUAGAUUCUUUUUUUUGGAAAUGAUCGGGUUUGGUGCAAACCGACGGGGAGGCCGCCUCCCGUCCUUCGUCCUCAUCUUCUUGAUGGUGAUCGUCGCCAUUCUGUCUUUUAACUACUGGACAAUGUCCAACAAGCACGGGCGUCUGCUGGACGAGCUGGUGGAGGUGCAGGCGCAGGUGCAGCGCACGGACGCGGCGCGGAGCCGCCUGGAGAAGCGCAACUCGGAGCUGAUGGUGCAGGUGGACACGCACAGGAAGCAGAUCGACCAGAGGGAAGGAGACUACAGCGUCCUGGAGGGCAAGCUGCAGGCCCGAGAAGCGCUCAUCAGAAAGUGCACUGACGAGAAGCUGAAGAUGCAGGGUGAUGUCACAGCUCAAAUGACAGAGAUCCAGAGGCUGAAAGAGCAGCUGAAGGAGCUGAAUCAGGAGAUCAUGAAACAGGAGGACCAGCUCAGAGAAGUGAAGAAAAAUAGCACCACAUUUGAAAAGAAACUGGAAUACGAGAGUUUACAGUGUGGACGUCAGAUUGCACAGCUUAAAGAAGAGUACGAAGAAUCAAAAAAGACCCUGGAGGAAGAAGCUUCAAGACUAAAACAGGGUGUAUUGGACAUCCACAAGGGUGCAGCAGCAGGUAGACAUGCUGGUGAAGCACUUGGUGUGGAUAAGGGAGGAGAGCGCCACACUGUGGCCAAUCUGAAUGAUGAUACAGUUUUAAAAGAUGAGAUGGGUAAGCCUGGCAGUGAUGCCGGCAUGCCUGGCAUUGAAGACAGUGAGGUGGGAAAAAUGGAUGAUAUACAGUUUGCACUGAAGAAACCAGCCAUCACUAAGAAGCAAGACGAGGCCCCCGACACCGGUGUGGGAGCUGGAGUCGGGGCAGCUGAUGGCCCUGGAGGCCCGGCUCUGUCUCUGGACGAGCCCAGACUACAGAAGGACACAUUUGAUGGCCAGGCAGCAGUGGUUGCAGCUCCUAACAUCAUCAAACAGGCAGACAAGCCCAUAGUGUUUGAAGAAGACAACAAGGCGGCCAUCAAGGCAGACGAGCUGGGAGAGCAGCAAAGACAGAUUCAAGCUCCAGAUGAUGUCAAGUUUGAGGCCGAACGUGCAAGAGUCAUUCCUGUGCCCCCCAACCCCGCUCAAGUGCCCAACCCCAUCCAGCCUCACCACGCCAAAGACCAGGCCCCAGCAGAGCCAGUUCACCACCGCCAAAGCCGGUUCUUUGAUGAGAACGAGUCCCCAGUAGAUCCGCAACACGGCUCUAAGCUAGCGGACUACAAUGGGGAUGAUGGGAACGUGGGUGAGUAUGAGGCCGACAAGCAGGCUGAGCUGGCCUACAAUGAGGAAGAGGAUGGUGAUGGUGGGGAGGAAGACGUCCAAGAUGAUGAUGAACGUGACAUGCAGGGAGAUCGGGCUGUGGAUUACGGGAAAAGACAUCAAGCUAUUGACAUUCUUUGAACUGGAACUCAUCCCGCUGUAACUCCUUAAAAAACAUUCAGACCUUCCUCUACAACCAAGGUCUCUGUUGACAAAAUGGUUUGAACAUCACUAUGGGUGCAUCCUCAGUGUCAUGGGCUGAUCAGACAUUGCAACUAAUAUAGAUUAAUUCAGAAUAACAGUACAUAUUAUGAAGAAAAACAUGACUUUGUGCCGAGCUGCUCUUGGUUUGCCGGCGGUUCAAAGACUCUAGAGAUGAUUUACUGUACAUUGACUGACUUUUUGUUGGAUAACUGCCUCACAUCAUAACAGAGCAGUGUAAAUGUGCUCCAUUGACUCACAUUUGAACUUUAUCGUCAAACCAUGUUUUGUUUUUGUUUAUUUUCUUUACAGGUUGCUGUUUCUCCAUAUAAAAACACUCCUCGGCUGAAACAUGUAUAAACAGACUGAUUUGGUAUCCUUGGCUUUCUAAUAUAACUUUGGGACUCUUUUGUGGAAGAACAUUUUUUUUUCUUUUUGCAGGAAUGGGAAUACGUUACAAAUGCCAAGGACACUCCUUAUGGCCUAUUGUUUCUUUUGUUUGUGACAGACACACUCAAGUGCUCCUCAUGUUAUUUUUUUCUCCUUAAUGAUGCCAUUGCAUGCAUUUAAAAUGUUUCAUUAAUAAUCAAAUUGAGCAAAAAUACUGAUCCAUAAGCAAUACUUAGAACAAUGUUAGUGUCCUCCACAGUGCGUACAGAUUGACUGAGCACAUGUGGAACUAACGUACUGUACACUAAUGAAGUCUCUUGUACAUAAUGUAGUUGAACUGUUACCAUUUGUACUGAGGAAACCCCAGUUCUUCACCUUUUAGGGAAAUCUGUGAACAUGAAAUCAGUUCUGUUUGUGUAGCCAGGUUAAUUGAUUUCUCACAGACGGGCAGAUUGAAUGUAAUUUAAUUUUAUUAAAGGUGAUGCUUCAUGUCAUUA